AUGUUCGCCCUGCAAGACGCAAUUUACCUGGUCGAAUUGGCAUUCUAUGCCCCUAUCGUUCCUGCUAUCCUCUUCAUAAUUCUACUCCAUGGCAAUACGCACCCCUACACAUGGCGUCCCGUCGUGAUUCCCCUCAUCAUUCUGUCCGGUUUGCGAAUCGCCGCAGCAGGGCUCGGCCUAGCUGCCAUGGACUCAGCCAAAUCCAAUCUCCUAACAACUGCCACCCUCCUGGACACCAUCGGCCUCGCGCCAGUCCUGUGUCUCUUGAUAGGGCUUCUGAUUAGAGCGAAUGCUCCUGUAUACAAAGGGCUUCCGCUCUGGGUUUUCAUCCCGCUACAGAUGAUCACCAUAGCAGCUACAGUGAUGACUGCAUACGGUGGCAGAGACCUCUACACAAGCAAGGAUAGUCAAGCGAAAGACAUCCGCUUGAUGCGCGCCGGUAUCAUCCUCUUCAUCGCCCUUUUUACCGGGGUCGUUCUCCUCUCCGUCGUCACUAUGCUCAAGGUCCGGGUGAAGUUCUACCGCACUGAACGUGCAGCUGUUGUGUGUGCUUUGCUCUGUGUGCCCUUUAUGAGCGUACGUCUGGCGUUCUCGGCUGGGUCAUUGUUUUCUGGGGAGCAGUCCGUGUUGAACCCGAUGGCGGGAGACGAGACCAGUAUUUGGCUCCAUUUCCUUAUGGUCAUUGUUAUGGAGUAUAUAGUCACACUUUCUGCCACGGCUAUUGCUUUGACUGCGAGAAAGGUGGUGGUUCUGACGGCGGGAAGAACUGAUUCUCUCAAGGACGAGGAAAUUUGA
Molecule: messenger RNA, 795 nt
Organism: Aspergillus terreus NIH2624
Lineage: Eukaryota; Fungi; Ascomycota; Eurotiomycetes; Eurotiales; Aspergillaceae
Exons: 2
Coding region: 1-795 (264 amino acids)
Source: RefSeq, a predicted model, not a curated record